This is a messenger RNA of Candidozyma auris, 948 nucleotides long. RefSeq names its product 6-phosphofructo-2-kinase. The record is from RefSeq and is a predicted model, not a curated record. Gene Ontology annotation, cellular component: cytosol. Gene Ontology annotation, biological process: fructose metabolic process; fructose 2,6-bisphosphate metabolic process. Bases 1 to 948 code for a protein of 315 amino acids. Gene Ontology annotation, molecular function: ATP binding; 6-phosphofructo-2-kinase activity. The transcript has a single exon. Lineage: Eukaryota; Fungi; Ascomycota; Pichiomycetes; Serinales; Metschnikowiaceae.
AUGGAACUAUCGUUUCCCCAGUCAAAACCCUCCUUGAGCAUGAGACCGCUUCUCAGCCCAAACACUUCCAACACCUCGCUCAACCUGCUAUUUUCCAGAAUCGAAAACUCCCCCUUCACAACCACAUCGUACACCUCCACCACAACGCCGGCAACUUCUCCCGUUUACGAGGUGCCCCGUGCGGACGAGGUGUCGCUGCUUCUCAAUAAAAGAAUCAAUCUGAAAACGUUGGUGAUGCUUGUUGGGUUGCCUGCCUCAGGCAAGUCCACAGUUUGCAAGCAGCUCUCGAAUUUCUUGCAGAGUCACGAUUACAAGUGUCAGGUCUACAACGCUGGAAACGUCAGGAGGCUGCUACGCCGGACUUUUUCCGAUGCUGACUUCUUUAACCCAAACAACGCUGCUGCUCAAGAACAAAGAGAGCAGUUUGCAGCCAUCGCCAUGGAGCAGAUGCUUGAUGAUUUCAGAACAAACAGAAUCAACGUCGGUUUUUUGGACGCAACAAACACCACAAGAAAGCGUAGGGACAAGAUGCUUGAUAUUGUGAGACACUGCGAUGUGUCUUUUUCAAACGUGAUCAUCUUGGACAUCUCGUGCACUGACGAGCGUCUUUUGGCGUUUAACGUGAAUGGCAAAACAACCAACGGCGACUAUACAGGGCGUACUGUUGCCGAGGCCAUUGCCGACUUCAAGCAGAGGUCGUCUCAUUACUACAAGGUGUACGAGGCGAUUACUCCAGAGGAGUUGGAACGGGCCAAUGACGUUGUCUCUACAUAUAUAAGCAUUCAGAACGCUAAGAACUUCAGAAGCUACAGCAUCAUUUCUGAAAAACAGCGUGAUGAGGUGGAAGAUUUGUUUGUCACAUUUGCAGCUAAUUACUACAAGAUGCAUGGAGAGAGGUAUUACUCCGCCGUGGAUACGUUCCACAAACUCACACAACAACUGAUAUAA